AAAGUCAGUCAGACGCCGGGUCUCCUCCUUCAGUGAUUGGCGGGUAACUUAGCAACGCAGGUACAACACAGAUAACUGCGUUGAGAAACCAGUGCGGUUGGAGCAGGGUCGCCGGAGACAGUGACAGCAGGAGAUCUGCCUAGUCCAGCGACGUCUCCACCUGCCAGGGCAUACAGGGGCAAGGGACACUGCUCAGAAAAUGGCUCUCGAUGUCCUCGCCGUGGCCCCUCUCUACCAGGGCCCUGACAUCAGCAGGAUGAGGCUGACGGCGGAGCUGUCCAAAACGCCAGCCUCCCCGCUCAAACCCCUGGUCCCCUCGAAGUCCAAACUCACCACCAUCGAGACCAAGAGAGUCAUGUCCGUCCUGGACGAGACUAUCCACAAGGUGGAGCUGGUGACCCUGCUCUCACACAUGGCCUCGCAUCACGAGGCUCUGCAGGGCAUUCUGGGAGAGGACACUGUGAGGGCCGUGAGAGAGCACGGGGGCCUGUGUCACAGCUUCCUGGACAGCGUGGUUUACCUGCAGGACAAGGAGCAGCGGCUGCAGGAGGAGGAAGAGUGGGAGGAAGAAGGCUGGCUCAGAGACCGCCUCCUCUCCAUGGAGCUGCAGAAAUCCAGCCUACCGCCCCUGAUGCAGCGGAUCAGAGACUCCACCAAGGACGUCCUGAGGCUCCUGCUCAAUGACCCACAGGUGCCCAAGCUCUUGGAGACGCACACGCUGGGCAGAAGCGUGGGAGCCCAGAGUUUCAUUGACUGCCUGAUGGAGCUGCGGGGUUUCCUGUUCGAGAAGCUACUCACGAGCCCUAUGGAAGCCAGAGAGAAGAGUCAGUUCCUACAGGAGAUCGGGAAACGGAACAGGAAGAACCAAGAUAUCAUCGACGCUCUCGAGAACGAGUUGGCAGCGAGCGUGAAGGACAGGGACGCGGAGGUGGAGAAAGAGAACGUCAUGAUCCAAGAACUGAAAAACCACCUGCACCAGAUGCUCAAGGUCUCCGAGACCAACCUCCUUCGUACCAAGCGGGAGGCCGAGAAGCAGCAGAAGGUGGACUUCCGGGCCUCGCAGGCCAGGGUGGCCAAGAUCAAGCAGGAGAUGCUGCUGCUGAGGACCCAACACCACAACCUGGUGGUGCAAAACCGGGAGGCGGAGCAGGCGCUGAGGAAGAAGAAAUAUAAAGUGGAGACGGAAAUCGAGAACUGGAUCCAGAAGUAUGAUUCGGAGAUGAGUGAGAAGCAGGACGAGUAUGAGGAGCUUGAUGCCAUCCACAAGGAGGAGAAGGUCCAGCUGGAGGAGCUGAAGCAGAGGCACAACCUUCUCCUGGAGGAGUUUGCCCAGAUCCGGGCUGAGCAGGAGGUCAAUGCCAAGAGGAGAAUGGAAGCCGAGCAGGAGAUGCUGCACAUGGUGCGGGCCGCCACGCUGAUCCAGGCCGUGUGGAAGGGCUACCUGGUCCGCUCCCUGCUCAGGUCCAAGAAGAAGCGAAGCAAGAACAAAGGGGGCGACAGGAAGGGCAAGGGCAAGAAGGGCAAGAACUGAGCUCCUCCUGGUGGCCCACUCCUGACCCGUGUCACCAGGCCCCUCACUGCUCAGAGAGCAGGCCAGCGAGUCGUGCUGUCCCCGGCUAAAUGGUUUUUCAAAGUUAAAAACUGUUUUCCAAUCACAUCCUACAAAAAAUAAACGUUGCUUUGCUGGC
This is a messenger RNA of Suricata suricatta (meerkat), 1688 nucleotides long. RefSeq names its product IQ motif containing D (gene DRC10). The record is from RefSeq and is a predicted model, not a curated record. Gene Ontology annotation, molecular function: protein binding. The coding region runs from base 200 to 1531 and encodes 443 amino acids. Lineage: Eukaryota; Metazoa; Chordata; Mammalia; Carnivora; Herpestidae. The transcript is spliced from 5 exons.